This is a messenger RNA of Rubroshorea leprosula, 1433 nucleotides long. Lineage: Eukaryota; Viridiplantae; Streptophyta; Magnoliopsida; Malvales; Dipterocarpaceae. The record is from the annotation of a GenBank genome assembly.
AGAAAACGAGAAAGCAAUCGACGAUGCUUGCAGAUCAAUCUCUGAACCCUUGAUUCCUUCUUCUUUGACCCUUCAAUCCUUUGUAACUCUUGAUUCUUUCUUCUCCAAACCCUUGAUUCCUUCUUCUUUGACCCCCUAAAUCCCCUGCAACUCUUGAUUCCUUAUUCUUCGAACCCUAAAUCCUCUACCCAUUAUGAUUCCUUUUUUUUCAAACCCUAAAUCAUCUACAUUUGUUAUUCAUUCUUCUUCCCUUGAACCCUAAAUCCUCUGCUAUUUGUCUUUUAGAUGUUAGGUUUGUGAGAAUCAGACCAUGGAAGCUAGUGCAUGGAGUCUGGGUGCAGAUUAGUUUGAGAGUGGAAGCAUGGCCUAUUUAUAUAUGUUUUUUUCCCAUUACUCAUCCAUCUAUUUUAUAUGAAAAGAUGUUUGGUUUUUUCCGCAAAACAUUUUCUCAGUAUUGGAAGGUGGAUCUAAAAGCUAGUUAAGUGUGGUACAAUAGGACAAAGAUGAUUCCUUCUCCUAAAUCACCACACCAACAACAAUCCCUAACCGUUUCUUACCUCACUGACUCAUGUGGGUUUUCCUUGGAUAAAGCUAUUUUUGCUUCAAAGUGGAUUAACCUUAAGAACACCGAAGGACCAAAUUCAGUUCUUAUGCUUCUAAAAAGUUAUGGUUUCACUAAAUCUGACAUUGCUACUUUGAUCUCUAAGCACCCACGUUGUUUGAUGGCUAACCCGGAGAAAACUCUUAGGCCCAAGAUUGAGUUUUUUGAGUCUUUGGGCAUUGUGGGAGAAAGCGUUCUCUAUUCAAAAGAACGUAUUCUCAAGAGUAGUUUAAGGAAGCAAAUAAUACCUUUUGUUGAUUUCGUUAAAGGGAAUUUUGGGACAGGUGAGAACAUUGUGUGUUCUUUGAAAAGUGUCAGUACAUGGAGUAUUUUUUGGUGUAAUCCUGAUAAGGCUAUGGUUCCUAAUAUAUCCACAUUGCGUGCACAAGCUAUGCCAGAAGGCCAUAUUCAGACAUUACUAGUGUGGCACCCUCGGGCAUUUGCAUGUAAACUUGAUUUCUUCGAAGAGAUGGUUCAUGAAGUUAAAGCAAUGGGCUUGGAACCAACAAAAAAGUCCUUCAUUUAUGCUCUUCAUCCAAAGACAGCUAUGAGCAAGGAAACUUGGGAAAAAAAGGAAGAGCUUUUGAUGAGCUAUGGUUGGUUGGAAGAGCAAUUUCAAUAUGCAUUUGUACUGUAGUUAGUUUUCAUGCUUACCUCAGAAAAGAAGAUCAAGAAAAUGAUGGAUAUCCUUUUAAACACUGCAGGUCUGAAGUCAUCGGAUGUAGCAAAGUGAUGGAUUUCCUUUUAAUUGGUGGAGACUUAACAUGCAAGUAAGCAAUUCCAUGACGAAAGGAUCGUUUGGGUUCUGAAAAAAUAUAGUUUAAGGACGAUU